Molecule: messenger RNA, 669 nt
Organism: Cetraspora pellucida
Lineage: Eukaryota; Fungi; Glomeromycota; Glomeromycetes; Diversisporales; Gigasporaceae
Source: the annotation of a GenBank genome assembly
AUGUCAUCUAAUAAAGAUUCUUUAAAUACAAGCAAAAAAGUAUGUGGUUGUCCUCCUGACGAAAUAUGGGACAAAUUUACUAAAAGUGAUGAAAUUUAUAAAGAAUAUUAUGCUGCGACAUGUAAUUAUUGUUCUGAAACAUGGUCUUCUGGCAGACCUAAAGAUCUUAAAAAACAUCUCGUAUAUGAGUGUCAAAAUAUUGAUUCUGAAACCAGGAUUGAAAUUUUAACUUUAUUAACACAUGGUUUAGACUCUGAUAAUGAAAUGUCAAUCGCUAAAUCUAAAAAAAAACAAAGGUUACCAAGCAAUAUAGAUAAACCUUGUGAAAACAUCCCUACUUCCUUAGACAAAGCAGAUCAGAUUAAUAAAGCAUUAGUAAAAUUAGUUUCUUGUUGCAAUAUACCAUUUGCUCUUGUUGAACAUCCAUUUUUUCAUGAUUUCAUUAAAAUUUUGUGGCCUACUUAUUCUCUUCCAAGCCUUGAACAAAUUAUUAGUAAAGAAAUUAAUCUUACUAUUACAUUUGAUGGCUGGACGGGUCCUACUGGACAAUCUGUUUAUGAUUAUUGUAUAAUUACUGAAGAGCGUAAAGAAUAUCUUUGGUACUCUAAAAAUUAUUCUAGUAUUUCUUAUCAUAUGGGUGCUUUUCUUGAAAAUGAACUUGUUGAAAUU